Molecule: messenger RNA, 1607 nt
Organism: Paramecium primaurelia
Lineage: Eukaryota; Ciliophora; Oligohymenophorea; Peniculida; Parameciidae
Source: the annotation of a GenBank genome assembly
AUGAAUCAAAACAUUGAUACUAAUAUCAAAUGCCCAAAUUCAGAACAUGCCAAUAAUGUAAAAAUAGUAUGUUUUAAUGAAUCUUGUAAAGCAGAUAGAUUAUAAUGCAUUGAAUGUAUAUAAAAUGGAAUUCAUAUUACUCAUCCUUAAAAUUAAUAGGAUUUACCAUUUUUGUUUGAACAUAUUUCAGAUAUUGAAAAAUAAUGUGAAGACUUAAUUAUGGAUUUGAUUAAAUAAAUGGAUAUGGCUUAUGAAUAGUUCUAUUUAUUGAUUGGAGGAAUUAGAUCAAAAUAUCAAAAAUCUAAACAAUAAUUCCUUAACUUAGAUUCUAAAUAAAUGAAUUCUUUCUUUGCAGAAACUAUUAAAUUCAAAUCAUUUGAAUAAACAAACUUAAUAUUAAUCAAAUAAUCAAUAAAAGAUUUUCAAGAUUCAAUUGUAAAAUUAUUAUCUGAUUUAAAAUUAUCUGAAUUAAAUUAUAAUCAAAUAUCUAAUUAAGAUAUUGAUAAAUCAGAAGAAUUAUAUAAAAAAGGUAAUACAUCUAUUAAAUUAGGUUAUAAACUAUAUUGGGAUGAUGAUAAUUAUAAAGAGGCAAUUACAAUAUUUGAUUAAUCAUUAAUUUUUAAUCCAAAAAAUUGUAAUUCAUUAUAUUGUAAAGGUAUGAUUAUUAUUUAAUGUGUUAGCUGAGAGUUUAAAGAUGCUUGGUUAAUACAAUGAAGCAAUUGUUUGGGCAGAUAAAGCAUUGUAAGUAGAUCCAAAAGAUUCUCUUUCAUUAUUUUGUAAAGGUAUGAUUAUUAUUUAAUGUGUUAGCGGACAGUUUAAGGAUGCUUGGUUAAUACAAUGAAGCAAUUUUUUGGGCAGAUAAAGCAUUGAAAGUAGAUUCAAAAGAUUGUGAUUCAUUAUAUUGUAAAGGUAUGAUUAUUAUUUAAUGUGUUAGCUGCGAGUUUAAAGAUGCUUAAUUAAUACAAUGAAGCAAUUGUUUGGGCAGAUAAAGCAUUGUAAGUAGAUCCAAAACAUUGUCUUUCAUUAUAUUGUAAAGGUAUGAUUAUUAUUUAAUGUGUUAGCUGCGAGUUUAAAGAUGCUUGAUUAAUACAAUGAAGCAAUUGUUUGGGCAGAUAAAGCAUUGAAAGUAGAUUCAAAAGAUUGUGAUUCAUUAUAUUGUAAAGGUAUGAUUAUUAUUUAAUUUGUUAGCUGCGAGUUUAAAGAUGCUUGGUUAAUACAAUGAAGCAAUCAUUUGGGCAGAUGAAGCAUUGAAAGUUGAUCCAAAACAUUGUAGUUUAUUAUUUACCAAAAGUACUAAUUAUUUUGAUUUGAAGGUGAUUCAUUAAGAUUAUUGAAAAUGUUUAAAUAAUCGAUGGAAGUGAUUGAGUAAUCACUAAAAAUUAAUCCAAAUCACUUUGAUUCAUUGUGGGCAAAAGGUAAAAGUAUCUUUUAAAUUUAUAGGUAUAUGUUUACAAGAUUAGAAUUAAUAUUAUAAAGCUUUAAUAUUUUAUGAAAAAGCAUUAAUGAUCAAUCCAAAUCAUGAAUGGACUAGAGACAGAAAAGGUAUUAUCUAUAUAACAUAUUUAGAUGAAUGUUUAAAAGCUAUAAAUUAAAAAUGAGUAUUUAUA